AAAGAUAAUAAUCAAUCGGAAGAAAUUUUUUUCCUCUCUUGUAUUCUGUGUCACUGAAUCAUAAGACGUUGGCGUGAACUUUCUAAGAGCAAUGAGUAAAUAAUCAUCAAAUAUUUAAAAAAAUGUACUCAAGAUGUUAUUUGAAUGGAAAAAAGAUGUUAUUUGAAUGAAGUGAAAGUUGGAUAAAUUUCUUCAUAAAAUGUACCAGCGCCUUUGAUGAAUCGUAUAUACUUCCCACUGACUGAACACAUUUCUCAUUAUUCUGAAUAUUUGAACCUGUUGAUUAUUUUGAACGUCUAAUCAUGACUGAUAGCGAUAACCAGCCAAUUACCCCUCAAGAAGAAGAAGCUAUUAAACAGCUGAAAUUGAGAAUGCAAGAUGAAAUGAAACCGGAAUAUCUAAAGGAUGAGUCAAUGUUCCUCAGGUUUCUUAGAGCUCGACAGUGCAAUCUCAAUAAGGCCGAAGACAUGCUGAGAAAUCAUGUACAAUGGAGGGAAAAGAAUGAUAUAGAUCAUAUUGAUAAUUACAAGCCUCCUGAGGUAGCAAAGUAUUUUCCAAUGAGCUUAAUCGCUUUCAGCAAAGAAAGAAACCCCGUUCGUUACCUCAAUUUUGGCAACAUGGAUGCUAAAGGUCUGCUGAAAUCGGUGAAAAAGAACGAUUGCAUAAAAUCUGUUGUAAAAGAAUUAGAAUCUGAUGUACAAACAAUGAAGCAACUAAGCAAAACGACGGGGAAGAAUAUAAAUAAGUGGAUUUACAUUUUUGACUUCGACAACUACACAUUUGCCAAAGCAACACAUAAGCCCACUGUUCAAAUGCUUGCUUAUCUGAUGAUGACAUACGAAGCUCAUUAUCCUGAAAGGUUAAAGAAAGCUUAUAUUAUAAAUGCUUCUGUGUAUUUCACAUUACUCUUCAGUGUAGUAAAACCUUUGUUUACGGGAGCGACGCUCAGCAAAAUUAGCAUUUUUGGAAAAGAAGGAUGGAAGGAAGAACUUCUCCAGCACGUCGAUCCGAAGGAACUGCCUGCUUUUCUGGGAGGAGCAAGAGUGGAUCCGGAUGGGAACCCCAAGUGCCCUUCAGUAGUGAAUCUUGGUGGAUUGGUGCCUCCUUCCUAUUACCUUCGAAGUUCUAAUAAAAGGUUAUGUCAUCAACCUGGGGUGAAAAAAUUACAAGUAUCCCGAAUGUCUAAAGUGAACAUAACCCUUGAUGUGGAGGAACCGGGUUCACACAUCGAAUGGGAAUUCGAAACAGAGAACAAAGACAUUGGUUUCGGACUAUAUUUUCAAUCCAUCGAUACUCUACAAGAGAAACAAGAUAAACUCCAAGAACUCAUCCCCAAGCAACGGGUGGAGGCACAUAUGGCAUGCGAAACGGGCAUGUUUCAAUGCGAAAUUCCAGGAACAUAUAUCUUGAUGUUUGAUAAUACCUACAGUUGGCUUCAGCAAAAAGAAAUAUUUUUCAGGGCUAUUGUAGUCAGGCCAACAGGUGAAAAAAUAUCUGUUUUGCAGUAAAAUCUUAAUUAUUCAUUUCAUCAAGACUUUUGCAGUGAAGUAAUUGGUCUCUGUUGUUUAUGUAAUUAUUUUCCCGAUAUCACUUCAACUAAUGAAAAUAUUUUCAUGAAAAUAUUUUCAUGAAAAUAUUCAAUAUAUAAAUUAACUUUUGCAACUAUAUUGGCCUUCGGUGCAACUACCUCCAAAUUCUUCAUUUUUGCUUAAUUUUUGAAUCGCGAAAGUCAGAGAAAAUAUUGAAAUUCCAACUCAGCGUAUUUGAUUUUCAUCAAUGUUAAUAUAAUGUUUCAUUUGAUAGUCAUGAUUAGCAAUUGGCAGCUUUUAUGAAGAAGAAAACUAAAGGAAUAGUACUUAGAUACAGUUUAACUGCGUCAAAUGAUAAAUAUAAAUUAUUGACUUGGAUGUUUUUGAUAAAAUAAUAAUAAUAAUAAUAAAUACUGAAGGAAUCAUACAAAUUGCGAAAUAAAAUAAACUUUUUAAAAAUAUUUUUUUUACCCAAAUUAUUUGGAAUUAUCUUUUUGAAAGCAUUAACCCAUUCACGGACAAUUUUAAAAUGUGGAUAAAACGAGCAAUGUUAUGUUUAUCUUCUGGAUUAAAGUGACUUUCUUUAAAAAUACAUACAGAGCAAUAUCCUGGUGAAUUUCAGAAAUGAAAGAACACAUUUCUGCAUUUUUUUUAAUUGACUGGUAUAGCCUUCAUUUGUAUUUAUGGUGCAGUUAAGUCACAUACAUGCAAAUUAGUUAUAACCGAUUAUCCGUGAAUGUGUUAAAUGAGGUAUCAUUGUAGAUGUGUUAUUUGAUGUCAACAUCCAUUGGGAAAUUUUGAUACAUUUUUACAGAUGAUGCACUUAUAAUGACUUAUACAAAAUAUUAUUCCAGAAAUAUUUUUAACAUAUUUCUGUUACGUUACUUUCUUAUAAAUAUUGCAUAAUUCAGUAUGUAUGUAUAGAUAUUCAUUUACAUUUUCGAAGAUAUCAAACCCUCGUAACUUGUAAUAUACCAAUUACUCAAGAUCAUACUUGAAUCUCUUUCUAUAUUAAUCCCAAAAAUGUUUCAAAAAUUCAAUUGAAAAUUUAAACAUAUUGAACAAAAAUUCGAAUAAAUGUUACUCAAUUUUUACGUAUUUUAAUGAAUUAAUGACACUAAAAUGUUUCAGCGUUUUAUUUUCAGAUUUAAUGUUUUAACAUACAUGAUAUUUUUGAUGAAGAAUAAUUUUGCAUUUUGUAAACAUUCCUUUUAUUGUGUAUUAAGAGUGGACUCAAUUGUUUAUUCUGUUUUAUAACGACGAAUUAAGAAUGGGUUCAAUUAAAGACCCCGUUUUAUUAUUGAGAAAUAAGAAUGUAUUCAAUCGAAAACUCUGUUUAAAUGUGGAUUGAGAAUAUAUUAAACUGAAAUUGAUGAGAACUGAUAUUCUACUCGUAACAGCAAUAUUAUAAGUAAAUUUCUAUUAUUUAUUUGCUUAAUUUACAAAUGGUUUUAAUUUCUUAUGAUCUUCGGUUUUCACGAAAGAAAAAGCAUAUCGUAGAUGCUUACAAUAAAAUAUUUUCUAAUUCUGUAUGAGAUACAUUUCAUAAAACAUUUAUUUGUAUUCAACUUUCAUCGGAGCCUAUUUGCUUUGUACUAGAUCCCAUUUUAUGUCAUAUGUAAGGCAUAUUGUUAUAUAUUUGUAUGUUUUUGUGUGCUGGGGAUUUUUGCUGUCAUUCAUUUUAUCAGUGUAUUUUCAGUUAGCAUACUUGUGACACUUGUAACUUUUAUCUGUCGUGUUUUGUUCUGAUAUUUUUCAAUAGUGUCAGUGUAA
Argiope bruennichi is the source of this 3302-nucleotide messenger RNA. RefSeq names its product SEC14-like protein 2. Gene Ontology annotation, cellular component: cytoplasm. Lineage: Eukaryota; Metazoa; Arthropoda; Arachnida; Araneae; Araneidae. The transcript has 13 exons. The record is from RefSeq and is a predicted model, not a curated record. The coding region runs from base 303 to 1508 and encodes 401 amino acids.